AAUUGUUGUGCAUCUUUAUAAAUAAAAAUGUAUUGAAUGAAUCAAUGCCCAAAUGUGACUUGUUACACAGUACGUUUAGUCCAAAUAUUGUACAUGCUUUCAUAUAAAUAUAUACAUAUAUGCAUACAGUUGCACACUUGCAUACAUUCCCCAUACUACAUACACAGAAGACACACAUAUAUAUAGAAAUAUAAAUAUAAAAGCACAGAAACACAUAUUUAUAUUCUUGACUUUAUUCUUCCAUCUAGUUAUAUAUUUCCACAUUUAAAGGAUAUAAACACUUACUUAUAUGAUUGUAUGAAGAUCACAAUUGAAUCAUGCAUAAUAUUUAAAUAAAAAUCAAAUAAAUAUUUCAACUCAUUAUAUUUGUCAGUUAAUCACAAUUAAAAAUCUUUAACUUUCAAAUCAAUUACAAAUAUGAUGAUUAAAUGUUAUUCAAUUAUUACUUUAAUAUUGGUUUUAAAUUUUGUUACUGCUCAAAUAUCUUCUCCGAACGAAGCGCUUGGACCUCCAGGACCAAGAGGUGAUCCAGGGCCACCUGGUCCAGAAGGAGGAAUUGGAGCACCAGGUCCUCGUGGUCCACCUGGUCCACCUGGAAUAGAUGGCGAACGUGGACAAGCAGGUCCUGCUGGGACACCUGGAACACCUGGUCGUGAUGGGAGACCUGGGGUUCCAGGGGUGCAAGGUUCACCUGGACCUCAAGGGAUUGUUGGGCCUCCAGGUGAACCUGGAGGUGAAGGAAGUCCUGGACCACAAGGUUACCAAGGUCAAACAGGCGACAAAGGUGAUACUGGCUUUGAUGGACUUAAAGGUUCUCAAGGACCUAUGGGACCACAAGGACCUCAAGGACCAAUAGGACCUGUGGGCCCACCAGGCCCAGUGGGUCCGCCUGGACCCUCAGGUCCAAGAGGAGAAUCUGGACCCAAUGGAAGAGUUGGAGUGAUGGGACCUCAAGGUCCAGUAGGCAAUCCUGGGAGACCAGGGGCAUCAGGACCAGCUGGACAAAAAGGCGAUCGUGGUUUGACCGGUGCCAAAGGAGAGAAGGGUGAAAAGGGUCCUACAGGUACACCAGGACAUCCAGGCUUGAGUAAAGAACGUGGGAUUCAGGGUGAAGUCGGUCAUGAUGGUCGUCCAGGUGUCCGAGGAGAACCAGGUGAAAGAGGACCAGAAGGAUCUAUGGGUAUUGCAGGAAGACCUGGAGAGAGAGGAACAAUGGGACGCGCAGGGCUUCAGGGUCCAAAAGGUGCACAAGGUGAACCAGGCUCAGUUGGAGUAGAAGGACCAACAGGGAUCCAAGGUCCUAAGGGUGAGAAAGGUCAACUUGGACGUCCGGGUGAACGUGGAGAAACAGGACCACGUGGUGAACGAGGACCUAUGGGCCCUAUAGGAAUUAAGGGUGCACAAGGAGAACUUGGAAUGGCUGGAAGUCCAGGAAGUCCAGGAUUAGAUGGACAACCUGGACUCAGCGGUAGUCCUGGAGAACCGGGCGCACCAGGCGAGCAAGGACUUUCAGGUCCUCCAGGACCACCCGGACGUCCUGGUCUUGAUGGAGCUCCUGGGUCUCGGGGUGAAAAUGGUGCACAUGGGAUGAAUGGAGUUCCUGGAAUCAAAGGAGGAGCAGGACCAAUUGGGCCAGUAGGUUUGCCGGGCGCAAGUGGAACACCAGGACACGCAGGACCAAUGGGACCCAUGGGACAAGUUGGCCCAAGGGGACCGACGGGUGCAAUAGGACCUACUGGAGAACAAGGAGUGAAAGGUGCCACUGGAUUACCUGGUGGUCAUGGAGAUAGUGGAGAUGUAGGUGACCCUGGACCUGAUGGUGAGACAGGUCCAGAAGGUCCUGCUGGUGCUGUUGGACCACCAGGACUUCCAGGUCCUGUGGGUGACCAAGGCCCAGAAGGCCCAGAAGGUCCAUCUGGCCCACCUGGUCCAGCAGGAUAUGAUGGUCCACCGGGAACGGAUGGAAAAGAUGGAUUGGCUGGCAAGGAUGGAAAACCUGGACCACAAGGUGUACCUGGUGAACAAGGAGCAGUUGGAAAAGCAGGUCGUAGAGGAGAUCGUGGACCACCUGGACCACAAGGAAAGAGAGGAUAUAAAGGUCAAGAGGGAGUAAUGGGACCUCCAGGAGUCUAUGGUGUUAUAGGCUUAGUUGGUAUUCCUGGAGCGAAUGGAGAAACUGGCGUUAAUGGUACAGUUGGUGAUCCUGGUCUUCCUGGUCUACCGGGAAUCGAUGGACGUCCGGGCUUACGCGGACAACCUGGAUUACGAGGCCCUCCUGGGCUCCCUGGUGUCGUGAAAGUCCAGGCUUCUACAGUUGGAGGAACAGGUUUACCUGGUGAUCGUGGAAAUCCUGGUUCAUAUGGACCUACUGGAGAGCCAGGUCCAAAAGGUAAUGCAGGAGAAAGGGGGAUUCCAGGUGACGCUGGUGAUCCAGGAGAUCGAGGUCUUUCAGGUCCACCCGGACCACCAGGACCAGAUGGCCAGCCCGGAGUCGAUGGAGAAGACGGUCCAGAUGGCAGCCCAGGGGAUGACGGCCCACCUGGACCACCAGGUCCCUUUGGUGAGCCCGGCCCAGCUGGAGAACAAGGUCCACAAGGCCCACCCGGGAAUAAGGGGGCUAUGGGGCUGACUGGUCCUCGAGGUGAAACAGGUCCGAGAGGAACACCUGGACCAACUGGAGCAACAGGUGACGUAGGGGAGCCUGGCUUGACAGGACCACCAGGACUUAACGGAAAUGUAGGAAGGAAAGGACCGACUGGGCAACGUGGACAGCCUGGAGUAAGAGGUAAGCAAGGAGAUGCUGGGGAACCGGGAAAACCAGGAGAAGCUGGUCCUCAUGGCUAUCCAGGAUUCAUGGGACCACCGGGAGAACCUGGUCCGGAAGGUCCCCCUGGUAGUGAGGGCAGUGAAGGCCCACCUGGAGAACAAGGAUCUCCGGGAAAGCAUGGGGAACUUGGUGAAGCUGGUGACGUGGGUGACGCGGGACCGCCAGGAAGAGCUGGACCACCAGGCCGUCGAGGUCAUCCUGGCUUUCCAGGAGCGAGAGGACCUCCCGGAGAAGUUGGAAAACCUGGAGAACCUGGACCAGCUGGACCGAUCGGACGUGCAGGUAUGCGUGGACCUCGUGGAUCUGUUGGUGGCGUUGGAGUUGCGGGAAGUAAGGGGGAACAAGGACUUUCGGGAGCCCCUGGGUCCCCGGGAGAAACAGGGCCUAGAGGAGACACCGGAGAACCAGGUAUUCCUGGUAAAGAUGGUCGUCCAGGGAAACAAGGAGAGCCAGGUCCAAAAGGAGCACCUGGAGGAAAAGGACCAAUCGGACCUCCUGGACCCCCAGGUUUGGAUGGUCCUGUGGGGUAUCCGGGAGAUCAGGGACAAAGAGGUCCUUCAGGUCCAGUGGGAGAACGAGGUCCAAUGGGAUCUCGAGGUUCGCGGGGUGAUAGAGGAGAUCCAGGUGAGGUCGGGCCACUUGGCCCUCCUGGUAGAGAUGGGGAACUGGGACCACCUGGUCCACAAGGACCCUCUGGUCCCCCUGGCUUGCCUGGUCCACCUGGUCAAAUCGUAUCUAUGCAAGCGCGAGCUUCAAGAACAAAAGGAAUAAUGUAUGGAGACGAUCCUGCAAUCAAAAGGAGAUUUGGAAAUAUCGAAACAAUUCUUCCUCAAGGAACAGCAGAACUGCCUGCCCGAACCUGUGCACAUUUGGCGGAUUUACAUCCUAAUAAGCCUGAUGGUGAAUACUGGAUUAACCCUAUUGGUGACAUCAUAAGCAGUCCUAUUAAAGUUAAUUGUCGUAUGAAGACUAAAGAAACGUGUAUCAAACCAAAACAAGUCAAAAUAUCAAUGGACAAUAUACGUCUUAACAUGAAUAGUAGAUUUUGGCUUCAAGAAAUAGAGGAACUUAAUGAGUUAAACUAUGCUAUUGAUGCGGAACAAUUGAACUUCUUAAAAUUAUCAAGUGAUCUGGCUGUACAACGUAUAUCUUUAUCCUGCGCUGGAUUAUCCGAUAUGAAAGUUAAUUCAACUAGAUCUUUAGCUGAAAAUAUUCGUUUAUUAGGUGAUGAUGAUACAAUUUUAGAAAGAUAUCAUCCAUUACACAAAUUUCAUAUUGAAGAAGAUCAAUGUGGAAAAAUUACCACUGGUUAUACAACUGUUUUGAUUAAUGGACAUCCGAGCAGACUACCUAUUCGUGAUAUUAAUUUGAUGCAUCUGAAUACGCUUAACUAUGAAUUGAUUCUUGGUGAUGUUUGUUAUACAACAUAUUUAGGAAGAGUUGUUUCAUUAAAACACAGUCUCAAUAACUAGAUUGUUUCAAGGUUAACAUCAGUAUGAUAUUAAGAAAUUUGUCAUGGAAGUAGAUGCUAUUAUAAUUGGUUAUAAUAAUUCAUAAUCAUUAAGUAAUACACUCUGUUAUAUCAAAAUACUUUCUGUACACAAAUCAAAAGAAGUUAAUAAAUGUUUAUUAAAGUAUCAAAUAA
Molecule: messenger RNA, 4472 nt
Organism: Schistosoma turkestanicum
Lineage: Eukaryota; Metazoa; Platyhelminthes; Trematoda; Strigeidida; Schistosomatidae
Source: the annotation of a GenBank genome assembly